AUGAAAGUUUCGAGGUACAAACUUUCGAAGGUUUCUGAAAGUUACGAAAAGCUUCGUUUCGAAACUUUGAGAUUGCCUAGAGUGAGAGGUGUGUUUGGUCAAAUUAUUCGUAACUUGAUAGGUGGCAGAGGUGAUGGUGUAGAGAGAAUUCCACCAACAGCAUCAAACAGACGAUGCAACGAAGCAAAUCGUCCAAUUAGGCAGCGUCGUCGAAGACAAGAGGAGGUCCAGGAUGAUGAUGUUGAGUCCAUCGAGCAUGCACAUAUGGAGGAGGAUGUCCCUCAGCCUCCACAGAUGGAGCAUGUCGCUAAUGAUAUUCAUGAUACUUCUGCACAUGCUGAUGAUGCUGAUGAGUCGGAUGAUGCUGAUGAGUCGGAUGAUGCUGCUGAUAUUGAUGAUCAGGAUCAGCAGACUGGAUUUCCCGGAGGACGGACGGAUCGUGGAUCACUAAAGGUAAUUACUCACGGAUUGAAACUGAAGAAGUUUGCAGAAGUUCCUAUGCCAGCUCCUGUAAAGCAUUGGAUUCAGGAAUCUGGGUUGAUGCUUCUAUCUUCAGGCUACCUCACAAUGGUUGAUGAUGGUCUGAUAUCCGCAUUUGUUGAAAGAUGUCGUCUCAUUCAAACUAACCAGUUUGAAUGUGCGGCUAGAACGUAUCUGUUGCAUUUAGUUGGCUGCACUAUUUUCGCCGAUAAAACACAUACGCGUGUUGAGGCGAAAUACAUUACUCUUUUUAUUGAUUUACAUCGUUGUCGAGACUACUCGUGGGCUUCUGCGGCAUUGGUUUUCCUUUAUGACAACUUGGGAGAUGGAGCUUGUUGGAUUUACGAGCACUUCCCUAGGAUCUAUAAGCGGGGUGAUAGAGGAGUGGUUCCUGUGCAUCUUCCAAGAGCAUGUAGGUGGACUGCAAAACUUGCUGUUGAAGGUGGAUUGAUGGCAUAUCGUCGGAGACUUGAUGCGUUGUUGCUCGAGGAUGUAGUGUUUACACCAUAUGAUGAUGAUCGAGCUAAUCAUCCGUUUGUAUCGAUUUCGAUGUUUUCUGGAUAUCUUCGAUGUGGUGGAGUCUCAGUCCCAUAUUUGCCAGAGCGAUGUCUUCGACAGUUUGGUCGUAUUCAGUGCAUUCCGUGUGACGUUCCUCUGAUGUCGGACAUAUAG
Messenger RNA from Cicer arietinum (chickpea), 1152 nucleotides. The record is from RefSeq and is a predicted model, not a curated record. Lineage: Eukaryota; Viridiplantae; Streptophyta; Magnoliopsida; Fabales; Fabaceae.